AAUGUAGAUUCAUUGAACGGCAUAGCUGGGUGUUGAUAUGCUGCAAUCUCAAAACAGAAAAUUUAUUUAAAAUGACAAAUUCUUAAUAAUACAUGCCACAAAAAAACUUACUGAGCAUCCAGGAAACCCAUGACAUGUAUCUCAGUUAUCUGAAGGAAGCACAGCUAAAACAGACACCCACAAGUGUCAUAUUAACUCCAAUAACCACAGAGUAGUAUAAUGAGUUGUACUGACCUCUCCCAAAGGGACAGAACAACUUCUUCCUAGUGGCAGAGAGAACUGUGUAGAACGGCUUUGGACGACUCACAGAAGAUGGAGAAAAGGCUGGAAGUCAGUCUUCUGUUUUUUACUGGAUAUUUAUCCAUAUUCAUUUAUCCAAAUCACAUCAGUGGCUUUAACCUGGAUCUGAACAAAUACACCGUCUUCUCUGGCCCUGAGGACAGCUACUUUGGGUUCUCAGUCGACUUUUAUCAGUCAAGCAGCGAAAGUAUAAGUGUGGUGGUUGGAGCACCCAGAGCAAACACUAGCCAGACUGGGAUCUCUCAUGGCGGCUCUGUCUUCAUGUGUCCCUGGACAUCAAGUGGAGAAUCGUGUCAGACAUUAAACUUUGACCAAAAAGGUGAUGAAAACAUCACGUUUGGUAACAUGCUCCUAAUGGCUCACAAAUCAAACCAGUGGCUGGGCGCUUCAGUUCGAGCCUACAACAACUACAUCUUGGCCUGUGCCCCUUUGUUCCACUGGAACGUGCUUUUGGAAAAAGAGGAGGCCAUGAAUACACCUGUUGGGAACUGCCAGCUUUUGAACAUGCAAACUGGACAGUUGGCAAACUACGCCCCCUGCAGGGAAGAAUAUGUUGAGACGAUUUACACCAGAGGCUAUCCUGACAGGCGUUAUUGUGAGGCUGGAUUUACCACGGACAUCACCGAGAAUGGCAGAGUGAUACUUGGUGCACCAGGAGGCUAUUAUUUUCAAGGUCAGAUCAUCACUGCAUCUCUUGAUAACAUCAUGAGAAGUGGCAGGACAUUCUCUCCCAAGCACUCAGUGAGCGGUGAGACCAAAACACCACAAAGACGUGACUACUACGACCUGUAUCUGGGAUACUCUGUUGCUUCUGGGCAGUUUAAUGAAGACCGCAUCCCAGAUUAUGUCGUUGGGGUCCCAAACGAUCUGCACACUGCAGGCUCUGUCAAAAUAAUAAACGCCGCAACAGUGCCUCUGCAAAUCAUGAAGGCGAUAAGUGGCACCCAGAUAGCAUCUUAUUUUGGGCAUUCUGUGGCAGUAACAGAUAUUAACAGAGAUGGGUGGGACGACAUUCUGAUUGGAGCGCCACUUUUUUUGGAGCAGCUGUCCACUCAGAAAUUUCGAGAAGUGGGACAAGUAUAUGUUUACCUGCAGAGAAAGGGCUUCUCCUUUUCUUCCAAGCCCAACCAGAUGCUGACAGGCACAUAUGCCUAUGGGCGUUUUGGCAGCGCUAUAGCCCCUUUGGGAGACAUCGACCAUGAUGGGUUUAAUGAUGUAGCUGUGGGGGCACCUGGCUCUGGUGAAGGGGGUCAAGUGUUUAUUUACCUGGGUCAGAGUGAUGGUUUGACGACCCAGUACGUUCAAGUCAUUGAGAGCCCGUUUCACACCCUCAAAGAUCCUCCAAUGUUUGGCUUCAGCAUGAGAGGAGGGACAGAUAUUGAUGAUAAUGGCUAUCCAGAUCUCAUCAUUGGUGCUUGGGGUGCGAGCAAAGUGGCAACCUACAGAGCACAAGCUGUAGUGAGGACACAGGCUCGACUCUCAUUCUUCCCUGAACUUUUGAACCCAGAAGACAAAUUCUGCCAACUCCACCAGAGCAGCACCUUCAUUACUUGCUUUGUAAUAAUGGCAUGCAUCAGUGUAUCUGGACACAGAAUUCCUGAGGAGAUUGUGCUCAACACUGAGCUUCAGCUGGACAGAAUGAAGCAGAGCAUGGCCAGACGAACCCUCCUACUGGAAUCCAACCAGCCAUACACUUACUUCCAACUCACGGUGGAAAGAAACUCUGGAGAUGUCUGUAGGAACUUCACGGCCUACCUAUUGCCUGAGUUUAAGGACAAGCUAAGUCCAAUCUUCUUCUCGGUGAACUACAGCCUGGCUGACUCCCAAGAUGCAGUGCUGCAUGGACAAAGUGUCGCUUUUGGACAGACACGGAUAAUACUAAACUGUGGUCCUGAUAACAUCUGUAUUCCAGACCUGAAGCUGAAAGCAGUAGCGUCAACAGAACCAAUCCUGAUCGGCGAUGAGAAUCCAGCGCUGCUGAUUAUCGAGGCUGAAAAUCAGGGAGAGGGAGCUUACGAGACUGAGCUAUAUAUCAGCCCGCCAGCACACACACACUAUCAGGGUGUUGUGAGCAACCGGCAGGACUUCAGUCACUUGGUUUGUGGUCAGAAGAAGGAGAACGGCUCAGUCAUUGUGGUUUGUGAUCUAGGAAACCCCAUGGAGGGUGGACAUCAGCUGAAAGCAGGUCUUUACUUCAGCAUGGGUGGUCUGGAACAAGUGGAGAACCACAUCACAUUCCAAAUGCAAAUACGAAGUAAGAACAGUCAGAACCCAGACAGUAACCUGGUCCAAUUGCAGGUUAACGUUAAUGCUGCAGCUUCCCUGGAGAUGCGUGGAGUCUCUUCUCCUGUUGACUGUGUCCUGCCUAUUGCUAAAUGGGAGCCAAAGGAUUAUCCAGAAGACUUGAAUGAAGUAGGCCCACUCGUAGAGCAUGUAUAUGAGCUAAGGAACAUGGGUCCCAGUCCAGUCAAUGCAAAGCUUACACUGGAGUUUCCUGUUUCACAAAACGAGUCCUAUCUGCUGUAUGUGUUUGCUAAUGCCUCCCAAGAGCUCAUCUCCUGUCAAACAGACUACUCCAACAUCGACCCACGUGGGCUGGUGAAGCUGGAGUCCUCCAACGUCACCAUAGGCCAAGUUCAUCAUUUCAACAAACGUGACCUGUCGCAAAAAACAGAAUAUGAGCAACAGUGGCAACAUACUGUCCAUGUGAACUGCUCUAAUGGUGACCAGUGUCUUCUGUUUGAGUGUGAGGCUGUGGGACUGCAGAGAGAUGAGAGGGCCAUUGUAAGAGUGAUGAGCAGGCUGUGGGUACAAACCUUCUUAAAGAGACCAUAUGUAAAUUACGUUCUUCACUCCACGGCUCACUUUGAGGUGAAAGAUGUGCCCUCAAAAAUCCAGCCAGUUGUCCUGCCCAGAGGAAAAGCACAGACACACACAAAUAUAAUAUGGAGACGCCCAGAUGGACAAGAGGAGGUUCCUGUGUGGUGGAUAGUAGUGUCAGUCAUCGCUGGGCUCCUUCUACUGGCUGCCCUGAGCACCAUCUUCUGGAAGGUGGGAUUUUUCAAGCGUAACCGUCCUCCAUGUGACGAUGAUGGUGAUGACACGCAGCAACUGAGUGGUGACCAGAACGAGUAAAGACUGCAAAUCUUGAGAUUUAUGAUGCUUUAAAGCUUUUUAAACUUUGUUUGCUAUAUUAUAUUAUAUACUUUAUGCAGUUUUUUUUAAAUAUGUAUCAUGGUGGUUUAUAUGGAGUUGCAGGCAUUAGGUAACCAGCCCAGCAUGCAGUAGAUGUCAUAUAGCUUAGGCAGAAAUAGAAGUAUAUAAAAAAAACAAUAGGAUUGUCUCCAACCCAUGGCCUUUGUUAACGUUCUUAGUAUUUCAGGAAGGUGAUAGUCCAUUUUGAUUGUAGAGAUCACUGAGCUGUACAACUGGCUAUGAACAUUAAACCGUUGUCAUAAAACCAAUGUAACCAAUGUAACCAAUGCUUGUUGACUUUCAUCAAACAUUGUAACUUAAGUCAUUUAAUUUCUGGUGUCUUUUGUUGUUUUUUUGUUUUUUUUUAGUCAUUAAAGGUGCAGUGUGUAAAAUUUGUGAUGAUCUAUUGACAGAAAUGCAAUAUAAUUUACAUAACUAUGUUUUUGGUUGUGCAUAAAGACAUACAAAGUACAUAAUGAACCGUUAUGCAUUUAUUACCUUAGAAUGAGCCAUUUCUAUCUCAUACACCGCGGGUCCCCCAUGUCAAGUUGCCAUUAUGCGCCGACAUAUUUCUACAGUAGCCCUAAACGGACAAACACUCUACAGAUCGUGUUUUGUCAUUAUGUUCUUUGGUGAUUUUCGAGGCAGUUUGCAUCGUCACUGCGUUGAAUACGCACAAAGAAGUAGUAAUAGUUGUAGUCGUCGUCAGGUAUCUAAGAAGCAGAGACUUUUUUGUUAAAAGUAAGAGAACACCUCAUUGCUUCACUGGCUAAUGUACUGCUGUCUCAGACGACAUCUUUGUUGUGUCGGCCAGAUGGCCACCAUAGCUUCUCCGAAAGGGGGGUGUGCAACCUCACCGCGUGGAUGCCGCUAAAAGUUACACAUUGCACCUUUAAAAUGUCUUUUCUGCACUGAAGUGUGGAACUUCAGUGCUUUGGGUUUGAGUAACAAAUUCGUGUUUUGGGGUGCACAGUUUGAGGGUGUGAGUACAAUUAUAUGACCAGUAAAGUCAAAUAUUGUGAAGAGAGUAGCAGUAAUACGAAUAAAAACCACAUAACCUAAAA
Messenger RNA from Megalobrama amblycephala (Wuchang bream), 4559 nucleotides. RefSeq names its product integrin, alpha 2b (gene itga2b). Gene Ontology annotation, molecular function: integrin binding. The transcript has 30 exons. The record is from RefSeq and is a predicted model, not a curated record. The coding region runs from base 313 to 3435 and encodes 1040 amino acids. Gene Ontology annotation, biological process: angiogenesis; cell adhesion mediated by integrin; cell-matrix adhesion. NCBI's taxonomy places the organism in Eukaryota, Metazoa, Chordata, Actinopteri, Cypriniformes, Xenocyprididae. Gene Ontology annotation, cellular component: external side of plasma membrane; integrin complex.